UCCCCUUCAUUCCAGUCUAUUGUUUUAAUUGAUUUUUGAAGCCGCUUCAUUUUCUCCACAUUCAAGUCUAAUUUAUUUUUUACACGAUUGUGCGCUUCUCGCAUUCUUUCUUUAAGCUCGCGCGCAUAUAUGGUCAUGUUUUCAUAUUCUUUCUCGGGUUUAUUCAAAGCAUUUUCUGAAGGUAAUCUCGCAUUCCAUCCAUGGGCUAUGAAGAAGGGUGUUUCUCCCACUUGUGAAUUAAUUGACGUGUUAUACGCAAAGGCCAAAAGUGGUAAUGUUUGGGGCCAAUCUUUUCCUCGGGUAGUGGUAGAAAUCAUAUCAGCUAAGGUUCGAUUGUAUCGCUCGCAUUGUCCGUUAGCUGACUGGUGA
Messenger RNA from Meloidogyne enterolobii, 369 nucleotides. Lineage: Eukaryota; Metazoa; Nematoda; Chromadorea; Rhabditida; Meloidogynidae. The record is from the annotation of a GenBank genome assembly.